CGACUGCAGCUUAUCAGAACCUAAUACAAAUUUUACUUUAUCCUAAAUUUGAAAAAGAACAUUUGAUUACCAAUUUGCAAAGUCUUAAAAAGCAACAUGAACAACUCCCUUUAAUGAAAAUUCAGAGUCAUGUAAUUCCAAUAAACACUAAAAACACACCAUCAACUACAAAAGACUCUAAGAGAAUUUAUUAUUUUUCUUUAAUUGAACAUCUUCAACGAAUAUUAAAAAAUCCUUUUCUCAGUUCUCAAUUAUAUUUUGGGCCAGAAGGAGAUCUUUGGGCUGAAUCUCCACUUUUUGGCCAAUCAAAUUUAAUUACAGCACAAGAUUUUAUUCAAUAUUAUUCUCCUUCAAAAUCUGUUGAGAUUGGUAGAAUUUGUUCUUUUAUAAUUGUAAAUGAAAGAUUAGCAAUUCAUAUUCAAAGAUUAAUUUCUUAUGAACAAAUUCCACAAUAUCUGCAUUCAAAAAAACAUGCUUCACAUUCAUUACAAGGAUGA
Funneliformis caledonium is the source of this 497-nucleotide messenger RNA. NCBI's taxonomy places the organism in Eukaryota, Fungi, Glomeromycota, Glomeromycetes, Glomerales, Glomeraceae. The record is from the annotation of a GenBank genome assembly.